AGUUUGUGAGCGACCAGGUGGCAGUUUGUGAGCGACCAGGUGGCAGUUUGUGAGCGACCAGGUGGCAGUUUGUGAGUGACCAGGUGGCAGUUUGUGAGUGACCAGGUGGCAGUUUAUGAGCGACCAGGUGGCAGUUUGUUUGAGUGACCAGGUGGCAGUUUGUGAGUGACGAGGAUGGCAGUGCCUGAUCCAUUGUCCUGCAGGCAGCGCCAACUGCUGGCUUCCCUAAGGCGAAACUGCCUAAGGGUGGUGUCAAAUGUUACCCAAAUGGUUCCCCAAAGGGAGUUUGUAGCCCUUAAGAAAGAGCUCAAGGAAUGCAGGGAGCAGCUCCUUGAAAGGGAAGAAGAAAUUGCUGAAUUGAAAGCAGAAAGGAACAACACCAGGUUGCUGGUAGAGCACUUGGAGCGCCUCAUCUCCAGGCAUGAGAAGGCUCUCAGGAAGACCGUGAAGAGACAGGCUUGCUCAUCAGGAGGCCUGUCCAACGAAGUCACAGUGUUUAAUGCACUGAAGUCAUUGUUUGAACACCACAAAACUCUGGAUGAAAAGGUGAGGGAGAAAUUACGAGUGGCAGUUGAAAGAUGCCAUUUGUUAGAAGAAGAAUUAGGUGCCACACAGAGAGAGGUCAUGAUUCUUAAACAACAAAAAAAUCAGAAAAAAUCACCCACAGAGGGAGUGAUGGCACAAGAAAAUACAUCCAGUGUAAACAGAAAGAAUUCUCUGUUUCACCAAAUUGAAAAUGCAAAAAAGCUAUUAGAAGAAACGCAACGUGCUAAGGAUCAGCUUGUCCUAACCCAUGAAAAACUGAGGGCUGAACUAGACCAGAUGAUGCUAAGAGGUGCUUCACUUCAUCACAGCCAACCCCAGCUGGGCAGUGCCCACGGGUUCCCUGUGGCAGACAGGCGCACAGUUUCCUCCAGCACCCGCACGGCAUUGCGGCGACCCAAGAAGGGCCGCCUGGCAGCCCUGAGGAGACGCCCCCACCUUACCCUGGAAGCCCUGAGGGAAGACCCUUCUGAGUCUCCAUAUUCCAGAGAAGAUGACAAGACAAUUGUAGAGUGUCAAACCAUCCCCACCACCUCCCUGGUGUCCCUCCAGGUGGACAACCCACAGGAAGGAGUGCCGCACAUGGGCUGCCACAACGACAUCAGCUCCACAGACUCCCAGGAUGGUCCCACAAUUAAUCCAGGGAGGAGCGACGGCAGCCAGGAGUCGGUGAACAAAGCCAGGAAGAGGAAGGGCAUCAAGUCCUUCUUCUGGUUUGGGAAGAAAAAAAAGGGCCGACCUGCAGAAAAUGACAAAGUGGCAUCAGAGCCAGGCAAUGCAUCAGGAACACAAAGGUUGGAUUCUGCUGCAGUCAGGACUUACUCCUGCUAAAGCCUCCUGUUGUUUACCCAUACUACUUCAAAGAUGAUUAUGCAGCAUUUUGAAUCCAACAAACUACAUUUUAGAAUUCAGUGGAAUCUUUAAUCUGUUAAUACUUGUUAUAUGGACCCUAAGAUAUUUUAUUAAAGAGUUUUUAGCGAAUGAAAAAUUCAUGAACACC
Molecule: messenger RNA, 1543 nt
Organism: Microcebus murinus (gray mouse lemur)
Lineage: Eukaryota; Metazoa; Chordata; Mammalia; Primates; Cheirogaleidae
Source: RefSeq, a predicted model, not a curated record